ACUGGAAAUAUCACGUGGAAGAGAAGCAUCACCAGAAAGCUUUCGCCACUCGUAAUUCAGAACGAUAUUAUCAUCAUUUGAACAUGGAAUAUAGUUUAGUUCUGUAUAAUCAGAAUCUGCGAUAUGCAUACUCUCCUCAGUUAACUGAUAUUUUGAGAAGUGUGCAUUGUCCGUCCGCCACGGACCGGUAUUGCGUCGCUUGACGUUCAUUAUUAUAUAUCUGAAUCCUUUUAUCUACGCUGUAUGAUGAUACACAUUUAACACUAGGUUAUAGCCUAUCCAACGAAAAAGCGACGGUGAUUUUGCGGAGAGAAACUGCAUUACCUCAUUAUUGUUCUUUCAUUCAUUCUUUCGUGGAAAACAGCAUAAAAUGAGUGAACAGAGUAUUUGCCAGGCUCGGGCCUCGGUAAUGAUCUAUGAUGACACCAGCAAGAAGUGGGUGCCCAUCAAGCCAGGCCAGCAGGGCUUCAGCCGUAUCAACAUCUAUCACAACACCACUAACAACACCUUCCGUGUGGUGGGGGUCAAACUGCAGGACCAGCAGGUUGUGAUAAACUACUCUAUAGUGAAGGGGCUGAAAUAUAACCAGGCCACACCGACCUUCCACCAGUGGCGAGAUGCCAGGCAGGUCUAUGGGCUCAACUUUGCCAGCAAAGAGGAGGCCACUACCUUCUCCACUGCCAUGCUCUUCGCACUCAAUGUGCUAAGCUCCCAAGAUGCAGGUCCAGCUGGGCAUCGGCAAAAUGGGCCAGUGACAGAUGAAACAGAUGCCCAGAGGAGGCAAAUGAUGGAUCAGCACCAGAUGCAGGUGGAGAGGGAGCGCCGAACUUCUGGCUCUGCAGUCUCCACCCUUCAGUUUAAAGUGUCUGCGUCUGCCUCUCAUUGUGACACCCCAUCACCAGACUCCAGACAGUUCCGUGCCAACACACUCCCCUCCUCUUCCACUCGCCUCAGUCCUUCCCUGCCCUCCUCUUCCUCCAAGGAGCAAGAGAGUGGCUAUCGCACAGUGGACUCCUCGCACAAAAAAGCUCAGAGGUUUUCCCAGCUGUCCACCUCUCUGCCCUCAGCAUUCUCCCCUGUGCAGCCGGGGGGUGUUCUGCCCUUUCGCAACGUGCGGCAGAUCCCCCUCUCUCCCCCUACUGCUCCCCGUGAGCCAGACCAGAGCACAGCACCCAAACAUGGCACCUGGUCCUCCACCCACACGCACACCCCACUGGCCACCACGUCAUCCCCUGGUUCCAUGUCCAUGCCCAUCAAACAGCCCUGCACACAGCCUGUACUGCCUGUGGCCCUCCCUCUUUCACUUUUCAGUAAUGGUCCCAAAGCACCUAUUUCCUCUUCAAACUUUGACCCCACAGCUCUCCUGGAGCAGCCUCCCAAUGGCCAGCAUGAGGACUGCUACCACUUCCAGGCACUGCCUCCUCAGGCUGUGUCCUCUAGUGCUUCUCCUCACCCCCACUAUUGCCAGCCAGAACCCUUCUACUAUGAGGCCAUCCCCCUGUCUCCCCUCAUUGGUCAGCCAGCCCAAGGUCACACCCACCAGACACAGGUUGCCUCUUCCUUCCAGCCACAGCCACACUGUCACUCCACACCUCCCUCUUAUACCUCUGUCUCGGAGGGGCCUUUGUCCAAGAUGACAACCCCUCUCAUCUCUCAGGAUGCCAUAGCACCCACCAGUCCUUCCCUCCCUCCGGGACAUCCAUCCAUGCUCUCCUCCACUCCCCCACUCCACCCCCCUGCCCCUGUGCCCGCUGUGGGUCCACCAGCUCCUCCACCUCCACCUGGACCCCCACCCCCAGCCACAGCGCCUCUUCCGAUUCCACCUCCCCUCCCAGCCGGAGGAGGUCUCGCUACCUCUGGCCUGGCUGCAGCUCUGGCAGGAGCCAAACUUCGCAAAGUGCCACGGCCUGAGGAGGGCACCGCUGGACUGGGCAGUACCAAGAACGAUGCCAGCCGCUCAAGCGGAGGCAGCGGAGGAGGCGGCGAAGGCCUCAUGCAGGAGAUGAAUGCCCUCCUGGCGCGAAGGAGGAAAGCUUCAGAGAAACCAGAAGACAGUCAAAAUGAAGAGGCCAAUGGCUCACCUGGCUCACGUGGUUCAAGCCAGCAGAACUCAACAGAUGCUGUGAAAAAGCCAUGGGAGCGAGCAAACUCUUCAGACAAAUCCUCUGCUGGCUCUAGGCUGAGGCCUGUUGGCAGCAGUACUGAUGCAGAGCUGGCGGACUUCGACAGAAUGAAACAAGAGAUAUUGGAGGAAGUUGUACGCGAACUACAUAAAGUCAAAGAUGAGAUUAUUGAUGCUAUUAGAAGAGAACUCACCAGGAUGGGUACUACAUAGUGUUUAUGAGCAUUGUCAUGGUUACUAAUCAUUAUUUGGGAAGUGCAUAAAAAGGUUCCACCAAGGCACUUUGGAAAAACAUUCUCACAACAUAGCUGCAAUGGCACAGAAAUAUCAUCGAGUUGCAGAAAUGUUGCGGCAACAAAGAAGCAUUAGAGAAAGGAACAAGAGAAAGUGGGGAAAUAGGAGUGAGUGAGAAUGAGUGGCUGGCUGGCUGGCUGUAUGGGUGGAUAGAUGGACCUUCACACUGACCUUUCUAUUUUCUCCUGUAUGAACAUUAAAGACUCAGCCCACUGUGCAGUUUGCUGCUCUUUCAAGUCUUAAAGAAAAAAAUGUACUAGUUGGAACUUGAAGAUUUUUUUUUGUUUUAUACUGUUUUAUUGUUUAAUUGACGGUUACUGUUAUUGUUAAAAUUCUUUUAUUAUUAGUGGUAUAGAGAGGAAGAUACAACAUUUCUCAAAUUUAAGUCAAACUUUUAUAUUUGAUUACUUUCUUUAUUCUUUGGAUUUUGAUAAGCACAUUCACCACCCUACCGCUGACAUGUCUCCAGACUACAUCAACAUUUUUUAAAGUGUUUUUUUUUUUUUUUCCAGUGCAGAUGUACAAGUUCACUGGAUUGUUUCUAGCUUGAAUUUGAAAUGGUGGUGUGAGGUGUUUGAUGAUUGUUGCCCUCUGAAUAAAUCUUAUGAAAGAUGAAA
Electrophorus electricus (electric eel) is the source of this 3033-nucleotide messenger RNA. RefSeq names its product Enah/Vasp-like a (gene evla). NCBI's taxonomy places the organism in Eukaryota, Metazoa, Chordata, Actinopteri, Gymnotiformes, Gymnotidae. Gene Ontology annotation, biological process: positive regulation of actin filament polymerization; protein homotetramerization; actin polymerization or depolymerization. Gene Ontology annotation, molecular function: SH3 domain binding; profilin binding; actin binding. The record is from RefSeq and is a predicted model, not a curated record. Gene Ontology annotation, cellular component: cytoskeleton.